Molecule: messenger RNA, 4081 nt
Organism: Bursaphelenchus okinawaensis
Lineage: Eukaryota; Metazoa; Nematoda; Chromadorea; Rhabditida; Aphelenchoididae
Source: the annotation of a GenBank genome assembly
AUGGAUCUCUUUAACAGUCAAUUCCAUCCAUCGACUUCAAACGCUAUGUCGGUUGGUCAUUGUCAACCAAAUGCCUUCACAACCGAUAGUUUUGAUGAAAGCAGCCAAGUUAUUACAAUUACGUUGCGUUAUGGAGCCAGAAGUGAAAGGCUCGUAUUGGAGCGAACGGCCAACGCGGAAGUGCGUAUAAUGAACAUUCUUAAAGUUUCACAAAAUCAUUUUACAUAUACAAUACGUUUUCAUACGUUAUUACGAAGGCAUUUUUAGGCUUUUGAUCAAUUUCGCCGCAAAGUGUACAAACUGGUAGAAGAUACAGAUGAAGAAAGCGGAUUCUCCACUGAUCCGCGUGGCGAACUUUUUCUGUUUAGGCAUGACUACGGAUCUGCUAAUAUGCUUCAAAAACUUGCUAAUUUGGCUGAAUUGGUAACUGCUUUAUUUACAAUUUACAAGGAAAGUACUAGGCCUGCGGCGCUCUGAUUGACUUCAAACUUUUUAUAUAGAAAGACCGUGUAUAUAUAAGACCUCCAGCAAAGUACUAAAUCGCGCUUUCCAGAAAAUCUCGGGAAAAUCGAGGUCAAAAAAUUAUGUUUCGGAUUUCCCGCUAAGUUUUGUGUUUCAAAGAUUAUAACUGCCAUUUUUUGACUUUUAGGAUUUUUUUUCAUAUACUAAUAGAAUACCUUUAAAUGAACCUACAAUUUUAAAGUUACAAACGUAGUUUGACUUGAAAGUCAAAAAAAGUGCUUGAAACACAAUGCCAAAUUUGCCAAAUUGGUGGGAAACCAAAAUAAUUCAAAUUUAAAACUCAAAAGCGCAAGUUAAAAUUUUUUGUAGGCAUUAUUGGUAAUUUAAGAAAAUCAUAUAAAAGUUUUGAGCUGAUUCUGAGCGGGGUAGCCAAGGUACUUUCCCUUGUUAGUUAAAACUUGACUUUUUUUGCAAAAAUGUUCAAAAUCCAUUAGACCAUAGCAUGUUUAUAAAGUGAAAUAAAAAAUUUUAGGAUAACGGAAGUGUUGUAGAAGUAAUUCGGGUACCGUCAGAAGAACGUCAAGAAGUUACGCUACCUCACAAUGUGCAGGUUCAAAGCUACAAAACACCAACUUUUUGUGAUUAUUGUGGUGAAAUAUUAGUCGGACUGAUCAAGCAAGGUCUAAAAUGCACAUUGUGCAAGUAAGCAAAAAACUUUUUAAAACCGAAAAUAAAUUCUAUUUAAAUGGCAUUUUUCUUGUUUUUUUUUAUUUUAACUUACAAUUUCAGUUGUAAUUUUCAUAAAAAGUGCGCUUUUGCGGCGCGGAACAACUGCGCUCGCAACGAAAAUAUGGUACAAAGCAAUGAUGAUCAAAGUAAGUAGUAUAAAAUGUUUAACUUUUAAAAUUUAUUAACAGAUCAGCAAUCAACUCCUCAAACGUACCAGUUGCCGCAUACGUUGUCGGUACAUAGCUACCGUACGCCAACAGUUUGUAAAAUUUGUGAUAAACUGUUGCUAGGUUUAGUUAAACAAGGAAUGCGAUGCCGAGACUGCAAAGUAAGCAAUUCCAUACAGUUUUUAUUUUUUAUUGUGCUUAGCAAUUGCUAUGAGUCAGAUAUUCAAAGUAGCCGCUUGACGUAAAUAUAUGCAAAUUAGUUUGCAGAAUGUUUAUAAGUCAGUUUUUUUAAAUUUAAAAUUAAUCACUGACAACAAAAUUCAAAUUUGCUGCUAUAAAAAAGUACCCAAACGCUUAAAAAAUUUUAAUUUGUGAAAAAUACAAUUGCAGGUAAACGUGCAUAAAAAAUGCGCGGCCUUUUUGCCAAGUGAUUGUCACAUUGGAAACGGAAUUCUGCCUCAAUUUGAUCAGAUGUCAGUAAGCGAAUUGCCGCAAACUCAAAAAAUGGAGGUUGAAAGUCAAUUAUCCGUGGGUAUGAUCCCACUAGCCAGACUGCCUGGCUCAGCCAACACCCGUACUGGUCAAGUCGGUACACUUUGCGAAGGCUGGGUAGUGCACUUUUUGUACACUCAACCUGCCAAACGACUGAAACAUUACUGGAUUUUACAGAAUGGACAAAUUAGCAUGUACAACGAAUAUAAUAACGGUAAUAACAUAUUUAAAAAAAUUUUUAAGUUUACAGGUAACUGUGUGGACCAUUUUUCAUUUUUUUGCUGUUUUCACAUACAGUAUCUGUGAAAUUUUAGGGAAUAGCGACGUAUCUCAUAAAUAUUUUUUACAUAUUUAGUGACUGGCGUAAACCCGUCUAGGGUAUUUAAACAAGUGGCGUUAGCCGAUAUUUUGGCAGUAGUACCUUACAAUGGACCUCCAAUUGACACUCGAUUUCCAGCACAUUGUUUUGAAAUCCGUGUUCGAACUUCGGGUGAAGAUUUGAUAUAUUGUGUAGGCGAAAACCUUGAAGCUUUAGCAAGUGGCGGUGCUCCACCAUCAAAGCAAGCUAGGCAACAACAAUAUGGUUUAAGUGGAAGUUGGCAACAUUGGUUUAAAGCCUUAGAGAAUGCUCUUCAGCCGCCCGCAUUAAGAUCAGACCCCACUAACGCCGAGCCGGCUUUACAGUUUUCUCAAAUGUACCAGGUAUAGUAUAUUGGUUCAGGCAAAAAACAAAAAUGUUCUGACAAGUAAACUAAAAUUUAUAGUGUAUUUUAUGCAUUCGUUUUAGAUAGUUCGGGAAAAAGUUUUGGGAUCUGGACAAUUUGGCACUGUGUUUCAAGGAAUUCAUCGUCAAACAAGCCGUGCUGUGGCUGUGAAAGUAAUCGCUAAAGACAGAUUUUCAAAGAAAUCAAACGCUGGCGUAGAAACAUUGAAAUCAGAAGUUGCUAUUCUUCAAGCAGUAGAUCACCCUGGAAUUAUUAAGCUAGAGAGUAUGUUUGAGACCAAAGACAAAAUCUUUGUUGUCAUGGAAAAGAUGAACGGCGAUAUGUUAGAGAUGAUUUUGAGUCAAGCGACUGGUCGAUUAGACGAACGCGCAACACGGUACUUGAUUAUGCAAAUUCUGAGCGCAUUACGGUACGUUUUUGAUUAACGAAGGUGUCCGAUCUACUUCCCUCUAUUUUUUGUUAUAUAUUGAAAGAUCAUAUAAAUACAUAUAAGAAUUGCAUAAAAGUACUAAGUCUUAAAAAGCUUUUCAUUCAAUUUGGAAAGAAUUAAUAUCAAAAAAUUACGUUUUAAUUUUUCUGCCAACUUGGCAUUGUGUUGUGGAAAUUUAAAUAUUUGAAUUUUAAAACUUAAAAGCUAGCAAAAUAUUUCAUGUGUAGUACACAUUGUGUACAAUUGGUGGUGCAAAGAAUUCAUAUAAGAAUUAUUGUAUUAGCUUAUUCUGAGUGAGGCAGGUUGUGUACUUUUCUUAUAAGUGACAUUUUAUAACCGACACAUUGAAAGACCGAUUUAAAAAAAUUUUUUUUUUUUAAAUUUUUAAAGACUUGGUUUAGAUACCUUCAUUCUCGCGCUAUUGCUCAUUGUGAUUUGAAGCCGGAAAAUGUUUUGUUAUCAGAUUUGUCAUCUAGUUAUCCACAGACCAAACUUUGCGAUUUCGGCUACGCUCGAUUCAUUGGCGAUGCUCAAUUUAGGAAAACCAUUGUUGGUACACCUGCUUAUAUGGCACCAGAGCUACUUAUGAAAAAAGGUAUAUUAAAAGUUUUAACUUUUUACCUUUUAAUGAAUAUGGUUGAGUAACUAUAUAAAGUCACAGUUAAAACAAUAGAAAAACCUAAUUUAUUCUAUUUUUAGGCUACAACAAAAGUUUAGACAUGUGGUCAGUAGGAGUUAUCAUAUACGUUACACUAUCCGGUACUUUUCCUUUCAAUGACGGAGAAGAGAUUACAGAACAAAUACAGAAUGCGUCCUUUAUGUUUCCAUCUGAUUUGUGGUGCAAUACCAGCCAACUAGCGGUGGAUUUAAUCCAGAAACUUUUGCGAGUUCAAAUUGAAGAGCGCUACACAAUUGACGAGUGCAUUCAACAUCCGUGGCUACAGGAGCCACAGGUGUUCGCCGACUUGCGUCAGUUGGAAACAAGGCUUGGAGGGCUUCGCUAUUUGACCAACGAAAAUGAUGAUCAACGCUUUGUUCAAUUUUUGUCUAAAAUUGUAAAUUCUCCACCAUUUUAG